AUGGAAUAUGGAUUUAAUAAUUUGGUUGAAACUUUAAACAUGAGCAUAAAAGAUUUUUCAUAGAAUGAUAUUACAAAUAUGGUAUGCUUUCCAAAGAAAUCCUUAAAACCAUUUAAAUAUGAACUUAUUAAUUCUGUAUUAGAAUAAUAAGGGGCAUUUGCUUUUUCAUUUAGUCAACAAUCUUAAUUUCUGGUUGGUGGGUAUAACUCAGGUAUUAUUUGAAUUUUUGAAUUUAACAAAGGAUAAGUUAGGCUUAUAUAACAAUUAUAAGAGACCAAAACUCCAGUAUGUUGUGUUAGCUUUAUGAAUAAAUCUACACAAUUCAUAUCACGAGGAGAUUCUUAUACAAUCAUAUUAUGGUAAUAAGAUAGUAAGAAUGGAUGGAUAUGUAAGUAGAAAUUAUAAGGACAUAGUAGUUUUAUAAAUUGCCUAAGGAUAAAUCAAGAAGAUGAUUUAAUCAUCUCAGGAAGCAGUGAUAAAUCAAUUAAAUUGUGGAGGAUCAAAAAUGAAUAAUGGCAAUGUUCUCAAACAAUUAAUUGUAACUAAAAUAAGAUUUUAAGUCUAUGUAUUAAUGAUUCAUCUAAUUAAAUUAUUUCUUGCAGUUCUGAAAAUCAAAUUAUUAUAAUCUAAUAAUAGUGUGAUUUAGAAUGGAAAAUCAUAUAAAUUAUAUAACUAGAUACUUCAGGAUUUAGAUUGUGCUACAUAAAUGAUGAUAUAUUUGUAUUUUAAGGUAAUUCAAAAGAAAAAAUGAAUGUUUAUGAAAGAGACAUAUAAAAUAACUAAUUUAAAUUAACAAAGGAGGUUAAUGUAAGAAGCAGUAGAAAUUGUUAAAAUUAUUUUCCAUAAUAAUUCAUAAAAAAAAAAUCAAUUUUGGUGAAUAAAAAUGGAAGAUUUAUUAAUUUACUAAGAAUUAACUGUAAUGGUGAUUUUAUUAAUGAAUAGGUUUUAGAAUUUGACCACAAGUUUAUAUUUGGAUCAAUGACUGAGGAUGGAGAAUAUUUAGUAAUCUAUGAUGAUUAAGAAAAGAAAGUCUAAAUGAGAAAAUAUUAGGAUUGA
Paramecium sonneborni is the source of this 1056-nucleotide messenger RNA. Lineage: Eukaryota; Ciliophora; Oligohymenophorea; Peniculida; Parameciidae. The record is from the annotation of a GenBank genome assembly.